UUAUGCUAGUCUUCCACCUCUCACUACUGCGUCUCGGUGCAAUCCACAAAAACACACUCAGCUACAGUACAACUCUGAUCUACAACUCAGCUUCCCCCUCUGCUUCAGAACAUAUACAGAAGGGAGAACGCAAGGCUUCCUAUCACUUCUCAUCACAGCCAUAAGAGGAAUGUAAUCAAGCACAGUUACAGAGCUUCGUACUGAACACAGAUCUGGCGUGUGGUGGACAUGGAGUCAGCCAGGCCUCCAUCUGUUAUUUACAUUGGGGACGGCAGGUCUUUCUCCAGGGUUGAAUUUCUUUCCUUGCUGAACACGUACAACUGCUUCUUAAGAGACAAAUCUCAUCUUCACCUCCACUAUCAUGAGAAUGCUGGAGAGGUGACGGUGGAGGGCUUCCUGGUGAUCUCCUGGGGCGUGAAGAGGCCCAUCCGCCUGAUGAUCCAGGACGAGAGACAGACGCUCCCGUGUGAGAGUCCAACUCUGGAGAGUCCCGAGCCCAUCAGCCCCCCUGGAGGCAAGAGGGGCAUGACACGCUGGGGAGAGUUUGACGAUCUCCUCCGCAUCGAUGAACUGGAGGAGAAGAAGCCCAACAUUUUAGAGGACCACCCCGUCCUCACACGAACAGCCAGCGGCUAUGAGAGCAGCACCCUGAGGGCGCCCCGCCCCAAGCCCAUGACGGAGGAGAGCUCCGUCCUGUUCCGUACCUUCAGCGACGCCUCGCUGGUCAAGAAGAGAGUGAAGAGCAAGGCGGCGGCCGAGAGACAGCGCGCGCGACAGCACCGCUUCUCCAUCAACGGACACUUCUACAACUACAAGACGUCCAUCUUCACUCCCACCUACGGCACCACCACCAACGUGCGCAUCGACAGUCGGAUGAAGACUCAGGAGGUCAUCAGUCAACUCCUGCAGAAAUUUAAGAUAGAAAAUCCCCCCAAUGAAUUUGCCCUCUACUGCAUACACCAAAGUGGCGAGCGGAGGAAGCUGGGCUCCGCUGACCUGCCCCUGCUGGAGCGGGUGCUGCAGGGUCCCUCAGAGUGCAUUAUGCGGGUCUUCCUGAUGGACACUGACGAGCAGGAGGUCAGCAAUGAUGUUGCACAGUAUCUAAACCUGGAGCUGCCCAUCCUGGAGAGGGUUCUCUGGACGUUACAAGAGGAAGAGAAUCGACAAGUACAAAGGGUCAUCUCAAAGUACCGACAGCAACACCACCUUUUGACUCACUUUCUGACCUCAAAGCUGGCACCCAAGACAGAGACCACAGUGUGACGGGCAGCUGCCCAGGACUGGCAGGCCCGUCUGUGUGCCCGGUGUCGGUGCCUGGCGUGGGUGCAUGCGGCACAGUAAAAAAAACCUCACUCUGAACUCUCCACUGGUUGGAAACUGAGACUGUGGCACAGGCAUUUGUUGAGAAAAUAAUGUUUAUAGGAUUUUUAUGGGUGUGUAUUACUGUUGUAUAUGACUCAGUUAUAAUAUGAUUCAUGUGAAUAAAUAACUAAGUUUCAUUUAACUAUAAA
Molecule: messenger RNA, 1511 nt
Organism: Sardina pilchardus (European sardine)
Lineage: Eukaryota; Metazoa; Chordata; Actinopteri; Clupeiformes; Clupeidae
Gene: rassf6
Product: Ras association domain family member 6
Exons: 11
Coding region: 229-1263 (344 amino acids)
Biological process (GO): signal transduction
Source: RefSeq, a predicted model, not a curated record